AUGGAGUCAACAUCGUCGGAAGCACAGGUCACACAGUCAGGACAGGCAAUCGCAAUAAACAAUAUCUGUUGUUCGCAAUUGGCGGAGCUUUUUGGUCCAAUGUUUGGUCCUAAUGGCUCUGUAAAGGCCCUUUUGAGCGGUGGCCAGCAAUUGAAUCUCACCAAGGAUGGCAAUUCGCUAUGCAAAGAUAUCCAGUUCACCCAUCCUACGUCAAUUCUAAUUACCCGAACUGCAUCAUCGCUAUACAAUAGUAAUGGCGAUGGUACUAUUGCUUUUAUUUUACUCGCCUGUGAAUGUUUUAAGGAAGCAUACAAGUAUUACUGUGAAGGCACAUCGCUUCCUCUGGUAAUCAAUUCGUUACAGCUGGCUCUUAAGGAUGUAUCCGAGUUGAUACAAAAUAGCGCAGUUCCAUUAUCCGACAAGACAUUGAGGCAAUUGGUCUUUACUUCCCUCAGUACUAAAGUAAGAAAUCCGGGGUUUCUGGUUGAUAUUGUUUUAAAGGCCAUGGCCAGUCUCAAUCGAUCCUUCGACACGAAUAUGAUAGAAAUCCUCAAAAUGGAAGAAGGUGAUAUCGCCGAUUCAAUCUUUGUCGACGGGCUAGUUCUUGAUCAUGGCGGCAGACACUAUACAAUGCCGACGCAUGUUGAGAAUGUGUGUGUAUUGACAGCCAAUAUGUCACUGGAAUAUGAGAAGCCAGAAGUAAAUGCAGAGUUCUGCUAUAGUUCAGCACAGCAAAGAGAACAGUUGGCUUUGAGUGAGAGAGAAUUUAUCGCUGAAAAGGCUAAAAAGAUAGCCGAUCUGGCCAAUACCUUGAAGAGAGAGGGCAAAGCCCUUGUUUUAAUAAAUGAAAAGGGCAUUGAUCCAUAUUCAUUAGAAAUACUGGCAAAUGCUGGCGUGCUGGCACUAAGAAGAGCCAAGAGAAGAAACUUAGAAAGACUUGUAAACAUGUGUGGUGGCAAGCUGGUUACUCAAGUUUCACAGCUUUGUAAAGAAAACCUUGGAUUCUGCCAGAAAGUAACGGUAAAAACAAUAAACGAGAACAAGUAUACAUUUAUUGAAGGCACUCCUCUCAAGGGCUCAUGCACAAUUCUUCUGAGAGGUGAUUCAGACUAUGAAAGAAUAAGCAGGAGCAUCAAAGGCACAGUCAACUCGCUUGCCAUUGCCAUUCAAACAAAAUGCUGUAUCUAUGGCGGUAUUGAUCUCUACAAAAGUAUUAUAACUACACUCAAUGAGAAAAUGCAGAAUGUGCAUCAUUCUGAUGCUGUAGGCUACAAAAUUUUAUCAAGAGCGUUUGAGGGCCUUAUCAAGACACUGCUGAGAAAUGAUGAUAAGAACAUCAAUGAAGAAUUAGUAAGGUUAUUUAGAGAAAAUGAGCCUGACCAGAAUGUUGUGGAGAAUAUCAAAGUGGUGAAUAGUUGUAUUACCAACGCAGUUAUUACAACAAUCAAUCUGCUUAUGUGUGAUGAAAUAAUUCUUGCUGGAAAGUCUAUAAACCAGGGCAGCAAGGGUACGGAACAAUAA
Messenger RNA from Vittaforma corneae ATCC 50505, 1521 nucleotides. RefSeq lists its product as uncharacterized. NCBI's taxonomy places the organism in Eukaryota, Fungi, Microsporidia, Nosematidae. The record is from RefSeq and is a predicted model, not a curated record. Gene Ontology annotation, biological process: protein folding. Gene Ontology annotation, molecular function: ATP binding; ATP-dependent protein folding chaperone. Gene Ontology annotation, cellular component: chaperonin-containing T-complex. The coding region runs from base 1 to 1521 and encodes 506 amino acids. The transcript has a single exon.